CUGGCGCGAUGAAGUACCCGCUCGACGACAACUUCUUCCGCGUCCCGCCACUGUCCCUUGCGGCGCGCCAGAGCUUCUUGGACCAAGGCGACAAGAUCCUCCGGACGUUUCUCGACAAGACGCUCAAGCGCGACGAGUCGAUGCGCUGGUCGUUCGUCGGCGAGUACGACGGUGUCCGGCUCCUCGAAGGCGACAUUCCCGGCCUCAAGCUCGAUAAGAGCAUCACGCCGUUCCGCGCGGUCACCAAGAUCCACGCAACCCUCGAGGAGAUUGCCGAGAUGCACGCAUGCGCCACGCGCGCGCAGUGCAAGCGCUUCAUCCACAACUACGCUCACGACGUUCUCGACCUCAUUACGCUCCACAGCCUCAUCGAGCGCAGCGCGGCCCACCCGCUCAAGCAGGUGUACGUCAAGUGGACCGUGUGCGAAAGCCCCGUCCCGAUCAUCAAGGACCGUGACUUUGUGUACCUCGAGUCGCAGGACCUCUUCAAGCUCUCGAGCGGUCGGCGCGGCUGGGCGCUGUGCCAGAAUUCGAUCGAACUGCCGUACGUCCAGUCGCUGCAGAAGACGCCGCUCCAGGCGGUGCGCGGGACCCUCAACCACACGGGCUCGGUCUACAUUGAAACCGACACGCCAGGCGUCCUCGACGUCAUCUACCACAUCUCGACCGACAUGAAGGGCAACAUCCACCACUGGGUGCGCAAGCAGGCCAUGAAGCGCCGCGCCCGGCACGUCGCCGCGCUCAACGAUUUUGUGCAUCAAGCGCGCCUCGCCAGCGUCGCGCUCAAGUCGGAAGCCGAGCUCUAUACGCCGUCGUCGACCAUGGUGGUCCACAACUGCAGUCUCUGCAUGCGCGACCUCGCGCGCGCCCGCUUUUGCCAGUCGUGCGCCGAGCCGGUCUGCAGUCGUUGUAGCCGCAAAUGGCGCCUCCCCAACACACCGGCCGACCAACCCAGCGUCCGCAUCUGCAACGUGUGCUCGUCUGCUGUCCGCAGCGGACGACUGACGUCGGACGACGGCCACUCGAGCGCGCCGUCCGAGGUGUCGUCCAAUGGCAGCGAUGUGAAGCCGCGAAAGCACUCGUCCAUUGCCUCGGACGUCGGAACCGAUGCGAAAGCGCGCAAGAGCUCGAUGCCGGUCGAGCCGACGUCGGGAUCGACCACCGUCGCGGCGCCCCGACGUCGCACGGUCGAUGCAGUCGAAAUGACACCGACCAAGACGACGACGACGACCAAGUCAAAGACGAUCGGCGGUCCGUUGCGGAUUGACGAGGACACGAUGGAUCUCUCGUACCUCAAGCUCUACGAGGCGCAGGGACCGGCGCCCAUUGGCAACGUACAUCCGCGGGCGCUGAUGCGGCCCGAGCCGUCGACGUCGUCGUUUGUGAUGAUGGAACCGUCGGUCGAGUUUGACGACUUCGACGACGACGCUGACAGCGGCGUGUCGACGCCGGGGUCCCGACACGGCAGCAUGGACUUUGACGACCCGGCGUUCGCCAAGUUUGUCGAUCAUAUUACGCAGGCGCCGAUGCGACAGAGCCUCCGCGUCGCGAACGAGUUGUCGCGGUAGAGUCCAUAGUCUAACAGCAAAAUAUGCUAGUAGUAUUUAAGCCACCA
Messenger RNA from Saprolegnia parasitica CBS 223.65, 1615 nucleotides. RefSeq lists its product as hypothetical. The record is from RefSeq and is a predicted model, not a curated record. Bases 9 to 1568 code for a protein of 519 amino acids. The transcript has a single exon. NCBI's taxonomy places the organism in Eukaryota, Oomycota, Saprolegniomycetes, Saprolegniales, Saprolegniaceae.